AUGGACUCUCUCCCCUUCGAGCUCGUCUCCCAAAUCCUCACCCACCUCCCCGCCGCCGACUACAAAUCCGCCCGCCUCACCUGCCACGCCUUCAACGACGUCCUCGCCAAAUCAACCUUUUCCACGCUCGCCACCUUCAUCGACCCAAUCACCGCCAAAUCCACCAUUGAGCGCAUCGCCUCCGACCUCACCCGCCGGCCCAAGGCAAUCUGGUCCCCCGGCUGCUCCGUCCCCAAGGACCUUCCCGUCGCGGAGAGUUUUCUAUUUGCCAUGCACAGGGCGCUGCGCGGAACGGCCUGUCCGUCUACAUCCCCGUGUUCGUCGAGAGCUUCUUCUGUAUCAUCUGUGAAUGGAGCGUGGAGCGACAGUGAAGACUCGGAGGAUAGCGAUGCAGGGCCUAUGGAGGAGGACUUGGCGGCGUGGAAUUUUGGACGGACUGUGGGCAUUGACGACUUGACGGAGGAGAUGCUGCGGCAGGCCAUGUUUCGGUGGGCGCUGUAUCUGAGCUACGUUUAUACGGGCAAGGGAGAGGCGCCACAGCUGUGGGUGAUGAAUUCGAAGAAAUGGGCGCUGCACCGAUGA
This is a messenger RNA of Trichoderma gamsii, 582 nucleotides long. RefSeq lists its product as hypothetical. The coding region runs from base 1 to 582 and encodes 193 amino acids. The transcript has a single exon. Gene Ontology annotation, molecular function: protein binding. The record is from RefSeq and is a predicted model, not a curated record. NCBI's taxonomy places the organism in Eukaryota, Fungi, Ascomycota, Sordariomycetes, Hypocreales, Hypocreaceae.